This is a messenger RNA of Acaulospora morrowiae, 647 nucleotides long. The record is from the annotation of a GenBank genome assembly. NCBI's taxonomy places the organism in Eukaryota, Fungi, Glomeromycota, Glomeromycetes, Diversisporales, Acaulosporaceae.
UGUACCCAAAAUCUAGUAAACGAAAACGUAAGGAUAAGUGGAACCUCGUAAGCUUCGAAACACCGUCUCCAACUGCUAGAACUAUUGACAGACAAAAAAAACUCAACAAGAAGACUCCGAGCCAAGCUGUCAAGACACCUACUAAAAAUUUGCCACCCAGCGCCUCUGCUCCAUCCAUUGGCCCACCAUCUUUUGAAAUGACCGCUUCUAAUCCCACAUCUUAUGAAUCGCUUAUCGUUAACACAAAUAUUGCAAAUGAUCAAAAUCGAAGUCCUGAUGUAAACAAUAUUUCAGAUAAUGAUCCCAACAUUGAUAAUAAUAACAAUUUUGAUAUUUCGGUUUCAACUUUUAUGCAAAAUGAUAUUACAUCUUUUCAAGAAAUCAUCCGGCACUUAAAUAGAACCGAGUCUUCGGAUCCUUUGAAUAGAGAUUUGAAUAACGAACCAAGUUUCAAAUAUGAUAACAGUGCACGCGAUGCACAAGCACGCGUAAAUUCAUUUACAACACUUUACAUACCUCCGAACAUUUUGAACGUGAAUAAUAACGGCCCUGCCUCGAAUAAUAUGAUUCAUUAUUAUACUCCUCUCAUUCGUAAUGUUGAUUUUACGGAAUUGGAUUCUACCGGAUAUUCCUUGGAUAAAGAUUAG